CCUCGAACCAUCCCGACCAAAUUACAGAAACGCCCCUCCAUUCUCCUCCCCUCCGCUUCCCCUCCCUCUGGCCGGGACUCCUCCUUCCUUCCCGUCCAUGGUGGCCGAGCACGGGCGCGAGCAGUAGCAGCACCACCGCCUCUGACCGAUGGCGCAGUACAGGCAGUCCGGCGGCUUCUUCGACUCCCGCGGUGGCGGCGCGGCCCACCACCCGCUCCCGGAGUACCACCGGGCCCACCCCUCCAAGCCCUCCCGGAUCCGCCGCCCCGGCAAGCCCCCGCGCCGCCGCUCGCCGGCCGUGGCCGCGGCCGUCGCGGCGCUCCUCCUCCUCGCCGGCGUCUUCCUCCUCUCGCGCCGCCUCUCCCGUGACCCCGCAGAUACCAGCGAAGAUUCGGGCGGCGGGGAGGGGUUGCCGGAGUGGAACCGGAGCAAGAACUGGAAAGAGCUCAAGUUUGGGCAUGGCGGAGGUGGACGCGGUGCCCGGGAUUCCAGGUACUGGGACCAGGACGAUCGGAGGCGCGAUGAGGACUACUCGGAGGAUGAGAAAGAGAAGAUCUCGGGUGCAGGUGGAAACACCGGCGAUGCUGGUGGCAGCAGCAAGAAAGGCAAAGACACAAAUUCUGAUACCGGUAUUGAGAAAGGGUUGACCUUGGAGAGUACCAGGGGUGCUGCUGAGAAGGAGGUCCCCGAGGUGGCUGAAGGUGGGAAAGGAGGCACCUUGUACAAUGAGGGUGGCAGGAAAGAGCUGGAGCAGUAUGAGGCGGCUGCCAUUGGAGCCGCGGGCACGAGGAUGAGGGAGGUUGAUCCAGAUGAUGAGUAUGAUGAUGGCAUUGAUGUGCAGGAUGAUAUCGAAGAUGCUCAGUUUCGUUCAUCUGACGGCGGAAGGAAGCUUGGUGAUGGUACUCAUGAGAGCAUCGAGGACGAAAAUGUUGCCUUGGAUAGACACAUGGAGGCAGGCGGGGGGAUUAAUCUUGGCAGUGAUGCUGCUAAUGUGGAUCCAAAGAAAGUUUCGGGGACUGUUAAUAAGAAACGUGGGUCCAAGAAGAAAUCAAAGCGUAAAAAGUCUGGUGAAUUAACGAAGAAUGUUAGCACACGACGAUACCAUGGUUUAACUUGUGAAAUGAAGUUCCUCAACUCCACUGCUCAACUUGUAGAGCCUGUGAAAAAUGAGAAAUUCGCUAGCUUUAGUUUGAAGUAUGUAGAAGUUGAAGAAAAACCAGUUGGAUCAGAUUUUUGGGAGCCAAGAUUUGCCGGCCACCAGAGUCUGCAGGAAAGAGAGGAUUCCUAUGUAGCUCAAGACCAACAAUUGACAUGUGCUUUCGUUAAGGGACCUAAUGGUACAAGCACCGGUUUUGAUAUAUCGGAGGAUGACAGGAAGUACAUGAGCAAAUGCCGAAUUGCUGUAUCUUCCUGCAUCUUUGGAAAUUCUGAUCGUCUAAGGACUCCGUUUGGCAAAACAAUCACAAGUCUCUCAAAGAAGACAGUUUGUUUUGCUAUGUUUUUGGAUGAUGUCACAUUGCAUACUUUGCUAUCGGAAGGCCUAAAAAUGGACAAUAUGGGUUUCAUUGGUAUAUGGAAAAUCAUAGUGAUUAAGAAUAUGCCUUAUAAUGACAUGCGGAGGGUAGGGAAAAUACCAAAACUUUUGGCACAUCGACUUUUCCCAUCAUCAAGAUUCUCAAUCUGGCUGGACAGCAAAUUGCGACUACAAACUGAUCCUAUCCUUAUCCUAGAAUAUUUUCUUUGGCGGCAUGGUUAUGAAUAUGCGAUUUCCAAUCACUAUGAUCGGCACUGUGUCUGGGAGGAAGUGGUGCAAAAUAAAAAGCUAAACAAGUUCAACCAUACAAUAAUUGAUCAGCAGUUUGAGUUUUACCAAGCUGAUGGACUGACAAAGUUCAACCCAUUGGAUCCCAACAAGUUGCUACCAAGCUAUGUCCCUGAAGGUUCUUUCAUCGUGAGAGAACACACACCAAUGUCCAACUUAUUCUCCUGCCUGUGGUUCAAUGAGGUUGAUCGCUUCACACCUCGUGACCAGCUCAGCUUUGCAUAUACAUACUUGAAGCUUAGAAGAAUGAAUCCCAAGAAAACAUUUCGCCUCAAUAUGUUUAAGGAUUGUGAGAGGCGAUCAAUAGCAAAACUAUUCCAUCAUCGAUCAGAGGAGAGACGCAGCAGUCAACAACUAACAAGAUAGCAGAUAUUCUUUGGAAGGAUGGAUGUGUAGAAGAAGAAGCAGAGAUAGCUCGAGGAUUAUACAUUUGGUACAACUAAGGAAGGCACAGGGCUGUUCAUUGUCAAUAUCUUAUAAUGUUGAGGAAUUUAUGCUUAAUGGAUGGUCAUGGGCGAUUUUACUCAUAUAUACAUGAUCCUGCAGAUCAGUGCUGUGUUCCAUUUUGUACUCGACAUAGGCAGAUUAGGAAAUGUUAGCUGUUUGGUUUCAUAAGCCCCUGUUGCUCGCCGUAAAGUUUUUGUUCAUUCUUUUGGGAAAGAAAUGGUCCAUGGUUGAUCUGUGGAAGUCAUAGCUGGGCAUGUGUUGUGUACCAUCAUGCGGUUGUAUUCUCGUGUAAUCCUCAAUGGCCAUACUGAAAUGUAAUAUUACAACAGGAAGCUACUUUCUGUAGUUUCUCUCCAGAAUAGCAAAAGAGUUUUUUGGCAUGA
This is a messenger RNA of Brachypodium distachyon (stiff brome), 2652 nucleotides long. RefSeq lists its product as uncharacterized. Lineage: Eukaryota; Viridiplantae; Streptophyta; Magnoliopsida; Poales; Poaceae. The coding region runs from base 149 to 2188 and encodes 679 amino acids. The record is from RefSeq and is a predicted model, not a curated record. The transcript has 8 exons.